Messenger RNA from Pteropus alecto (black flying fox), 1387 nucleotides. It is a transcript of the gene MDH1, whose product is annotated as malate dehydrogenase 1. The transcript is spliced from 9 exons. The record is from RefSeq and is a predicted model, not a curated record. Bases 170 to 1174 code for a protein of 334 amino acids. NCBI's taxonomy places the organism in Eukaryota, Metazoa, Chordata, Mammalia, Chiroptera, Pteropodidae. Gene Ontology annotation, biological process: malate metabolic process; tricarboxylic acid cycle; oxaloacetate metabolic process. Gene Ontology annotation, molecular function: L-malate dehydrogenase (NAD+) activity. Gene Ontology annotation, cellular component: mitochondrion; cytosol.
CCGAGUCAGAGCAGCAUAAACUACAAUGCCCAGAAGGUGCCGCGGUCGGCAGCCAGAGCCUUUUCUCUCUAAUACCGCUCGCCUCCCAGAGUCGGUUCCGCUGUAGAGGUGACCUGACUCUCAGAGGCUCAUUUUGCAGGUGCUGAAAUUGUCAGCGCGGGUUCCAAUCAUGUCUGAACCAAUCAGAGUCCUUGUGACUGGAGCAGCUGGUCAAAUUGCAUAUUCACUGCUGUACAGUAUUGGAAAUGGAUCUGUCUUUGGUAAAGACCAGCCUAUAAUUCUUGUGCUGUUGGAUAUCACUCCCAUGAUGGGUGUCCUGGAUGGUGUCCUAAUGGAACUACAAGACUGUGCCCUUCCCCUCCUGAAAGAUGUUAUUGCAACAGAUAAAGAAGAGGUUGCCUUCAAAGACCUGGAUGUGGCUAUUCUUGUGGGCUCCAUGCCAAGAAGGGAUGGCAUGGAGAGGAAAGAUCUACUGAAAGCAAAUGUGAAAAUCUUCAAAUGCCAGGGUGCAGCCUUGGAGAAAUAUGCCAAGAAGUCAGUUAAGGUUAUUGUGGUGGGAAACCCAGCCAAUACCAACUGCCUGACUGCCUGCAAGUCGGCACCAUCUAUCCCCAAGGAGAACUUCAGUUGCUUGACUCGUUUGGAUCACAACCGAGCUAAAGCUCAGAUUGCUCUUAAACUUGGUGUGACUUCUGAGGAUGUAAAGAAUGUCAUUAUCUGGGGAAACCAUUCCUCAACCCAGUAUCCAGAUGUCAACCAUGCUAAGGUGAAACUGCAGGGAAAGGAAGUUGGUGUUUAUGAAGCUCUGAAAGAUGACAGCUGGCUCAAAGGAGAAUUCAUCACAACUGUGCAGCAGCGUGGCGCUUCUGUCAUCAAGGCUCGAAAACUAUCCAGUGCGAUGUCUGCUGCAAAAGCCAUCUGUGACCAUGUCAGAGACAUCUGGUUUGGAACCCCAGAGGGUGAGUUCGUGUCCAUGGGCAUUAUCUCUGAUGGCAACUCCUAUGGUGUUCCUGAUGAUCUGCUCUACUCAUUCCCUGUUACAAUCAAGAAUAAGACAUGGAAGAUUGUCGAAGGUCUCCCUAUUAAUGAUUUCUCACGUGAGAAGAUGGAUCUUACUGCAAAGGAACUGAAAGAAGAAAAAGAAACUGCUUUUGAAUUUCUUUCCUCUGCCUGACUAGACAGUCAUUUCAAUGUUACUAAAUGUCCCAGAGCUGAGGAAUCUAAAUGUCGUCUUUGACUCUAGUACCAAAUAAUAAUAAUGCUAUACUUAAAGCACUUGUGAAAAAUAGCGCAUUUUAAAGAUUGUGUGCUUCUUGGUACAAAUUCGUGACAGUUUAUCAUCAUGAUGUUAAUGUUGAAUUCUAAAUAAAAUAUAUAUUCAAAUGAA